AACCACCUGAUCUACCUCAUGAUUUUUCCUGCCACGCUCGAGACAUGAAAAAGAUAAUAUGUACUUGGAGCCAAGGAUGACACACCUAUCUCUACGGACAGCAUUCAACAAAAUACACUUUUUUUGAAGAAUUUGCCCAAAAAUUGAUUCCAUGCACAGUAAAUUGUUCUAAGCAGUGCUCAUGUUCUUGGGAUAUAAACCAGAAGAGGGUCUAUAAUAUCAUGCUGACUGAUGAAAACUCACUGGGAAAGAAAACUGCCAUGGAUGCUUUUGAUGUAACUCACAGAAUUCAUCCCUCUGCACCCUCCGAGCUGUUUGGACAUUGUUCGGAUACAAAAAUCAUGUUGUACUGGAAACAUUGAAACAAAGGACUUAAACUCUUUUGUCAGAUGGAAGUGCUCCACCCUGAUGGGAAAGCAGAACUGCACAACAGCUCCAGCAUGCGCCUCCAAUAUGCCAGCAUCACCGUGGGGGGACUGCAGCCGUACAUCCAGUACACACUUCAAGUACGCUGCGGGACAGCCCAGCACUUCUAGAGGUGGGGUGAAUGGAGCAAGGCCCAAACCUUCAGGAUGGAGGAAGCAAGUAUUCCAUCAGGGAAACUGGAUAUCUGGAGAGAAAUUACGCCAGUUUUGGGUGGGCGGAAUGUGACCUUAUUCUGGAAGCUAACACCAAGUUUUCAAGCAAAUGGAAGAAGUAUUUCAUAUGAAAUAACCUGGGAAAAAGUUGAAGAGGACUCUAAGCCUGAGCAUAUCUCCAUUUCAUCAGUCUAUAAUACCACAAGGAUUUUCAUUGAUAGUGAUCCUUAUAAAAUCAGUGUUGUGGCAAAGAACAAUGUUAAUUAUUCACUUCCUUCAGUAAUGAUCAUCCCUGGAGCUACAGGCACUGAAAAGGAGCUCAGCAUUUCAGAUCUUAAAGAAGACCAGGUUAUUGGUGCAGACAAUGGCAUUUUUCUUUCCUGGGAACCUAGAAAGACAUAUGACGGUUACAUUGUUGACUGGUGUAACUUCCCAGAGUUGCAGCCCCGUGAUCUUCAGUGGAAGAGAUUUGGGCCCCACAAUUCCAGUACUUUGAUCAGCUCAGCUUCAUUUGUGCCAGGGGUGGGAUACAACUUCCACAUCUAUGGAUCUGUUGCUAAUACAGUCUCCUUGUUGGAGAAGACGACUGGUUAUCUCAAGGAGCUCCCCCCCACGCUUGACCCUCCUGUGAAAAAAAUUCAUCUGACUUUCCAUGCAGUAACACUGUCUUGGGAUUCUUAUCCCACAACUGCGUCGCAGCCUGGCUUUAUAAGAGGCUACCAUGUUUACGCCUCUCCUGUGCAAGAGGACUGCAGUCUGAAAGAAUCCAAAAAACACAUUCUUCCAGAUGGUUCGGUGCUAUGUAAAUACAUAAUUGAAAACCCAGGAGAAAAGAGAUACACUGUGAAACACCUCAUACCUAAUACCAAAUACAAACUAGUGGUUAAAGCAUAUACAGGUGGAGGAGAGACUCCCAUUGCCAACUUAAACCUUUUUAAAUUUCAUAUUCUUGGAAGCAGCUUCAUGCAUGCAUAUCUGCUUGGCCACUGA
This is a messenger RNA of Tinamus guttatus (white-throated tinamou), 1568 nucleotides long. NCBI's taxonomy places the organism in Eukaryota, Metazoa, Chordata, Aves, Tinamiformes, Tinamidae. The record is from RefSeq and is a predicted model, not a curated record.